ACUGACGUGGUACACAUUUUGGGGUGUGUUCAUGCGGCAGAGAACUGUCUCGUACCGAUAAAUAUUCAGAGAGAAACUCUUGUGAUUUUGUUCAUAUUUUUUUCUAAUAAAAUAAAAUUGAAUAAAUUAAAACGGCGAAUGAAACUAGCAAUUUUGAUAUAAACAUUCCUAAAUGUGCAUCUUUUCUUUCGGAUGAAUUACAUCAUUUCUCGUUGGCCUUGUAGAGUGACAUUUCGAAGGCUUGACAGAAGUCUGAAUGCUAUAAAUGUAAACGUUUCUAUUCAUUAAAGCCAAAUAAUCAAGUGAAGCGCAUAUUUGAAUUUUUUUUGCUUACAUCUGAAUGGAAGUAUUGUGCUGAUUUUGUGUUGUUCCGAAUUUGCAUUUCCAUUAAAAUGGGUGGAGGCGAUUUGAAUUUGAAAAAGUCCUGGCAUCCACACACUCUGAAAAAUCAGAAGCGUGUGUACGAAGCGGAGCAGGCAAAUGCAGCUGAAAAGCGAAAACUACAAGAAUUGCAGCGGGAAAUUGAGCAUGAGCGAAAUUUCGAGGAGUUAAAGAAAAUUGGUCAAAGUUCAGGGGUGUUAGCGGCCGACGAUAGCAAGCGAUUGGAAUGGAUGUACAAAGGUGCAGAAAACACUUUGAACCGAGAAGAAUACUUGACGGGCCGUUCCAUUGACAAACAUUUUGAGAAAUCAGACCGUGACGAACGGCAAAAAGAAGCGACAAAUCUCGUCGGGGUCACUGUACCCAAAAACCAUGUCGAACACGAAUGCAUACCAUUCUCAAUUCGGGCAUUCCGUGGAGCACCAGCGAGUGAAGACCAAGUGGAUCUACAGCGCAAAAUCAUGGAAGAUCCAUUGAUGAUGAUCCAACAACGUGAAAUGGAAACCCGAAAAAAAUUACUGGAAAAUCCAGUUAAAUUAAAAGAAAUCCAUCGACUGUUACAAGCUGAUAAAAAACUCAAAGAAUCUUCGACGCACAAAAAGAAUAAGAAAUCCAAGAAAUCGAAGAAGAAACGUUCACAUUCGGAUUCGAAUGGUAGUGAUGACGACUUGGACUCACAGCUUGCAAAAAAGUACAAGAAAUUGCUGGGAGAAAAAGGAGAACAGUCCGAAUCGAUGAACAUUGACAAACUGUUGAACGAUAAAUAUGAGAAACUGUCAUCUGAAUUGGAUAAAAUUAAAAAAUCCAAGAAAAAUGAUAAGAAGAGCAAGUCAAAGAAGAAGAAACGCGACAGCAGCUGUGGCGAUAGCAGUGACAGCUCCGACUCAAGUGACGAUGAUGCAAGGCGGAAAAAAGCAAAAGUUCGUGAACGACGUGAAUCAUCGAAAAGUCAUCGUCCCGAGAAGUUGGAUGAUCGGCGAGUGAGAGAGAAUCGUUCACCACAACGGAAUCGAUUUGAUAGAAGGUCUCGAUCACCGGUACGAAAUAAUCGUCCGCGUGACAAUAAUGCAAGAUUCAAUAAUAAUAAUUCACGGUACAACAAUAAUCCACGAGAGAGAUUUGGGAAUUCAAGGCGAAGGUCCAACUCGCGGAAUCACUCAAAUUCAAGAAGAAGAUCGAAUUCUCGGCGACGAUCUCGGUCUCCACGUCAAAAUUAUAGAGAUCGAGAUCGACAAGUCGAACGUAGGCGAAGCCGUUCACCCAUUCGAGAAAAACGUAACUCGCCUGCUGAUCGAUAUCGAUCGAACCGACAAAAUGACCGCGAUAAUAGUAGAAAUCGGUCAAAUCGCCAGAAUGAUAGACGACGCAGCAAAUCAAGAACUUUGUCACCAAAAAGAAAACCACGUCGACACUCUCGUUCACGCUCCAGAAGCAAAUCGUACACAAGACGAACCAAGGAAUCGAAAUAUGAAUCUAAAAAAGUCUCAAAAACACCAGAACGACCGAAGCUCGAACGGAUUGAAUCAAAAGAAAAUCACAAAAAUGAAACAGAACGGCCUGUUCGUACAGUCGCACCACCACCACCACCACCACAAAAAAAACAAUCAUCCAGUUCAUCAAGUGGAAGCAGCAGCAGCAGUUCGGAUUCGGAAAGUGAUCACGAACGCGUAGCACCAAAGAAUUAUGGUCUCGUUACAGCUGGUGGUGAGAAAAUUGCAUUGGAACGAAAAAAUGAAUCAAAGCACACUGCAAUGGUGCCGCAAAAGAAGCCAACAUCCACGUAUGUUCCGCAGCCAAAAAAGAAAUUGACCGAAGAGGAGAAAGAAGCGCGACUACGUGAAAUGCAACGAAAUGCCGAAUGGCAUGACAAAGAGCAGAACAUAAAUCGAUUGCGUAAUGAAGAACGGGCCAAACGAGAGACGGAACAAGAGAAACAUUUGGAAUUCGAUAAGAAUUACAUUCACAAAGAGAUGAACAAAGCAUUAAACAACCAAGACAGUGUCGAAGCUCGCUUGAAAUCAAACAAAAACAAUAUCCAACGUAUGUCCAGUUCCAUGCAUUCACAUUUCGCUAAGAAAUGAACAAACAUACUCCUACUAUUUCCCAUUUUAAACUCAGCUUCUCCAAUCAAAUAAAAUUUCAUUUCAUCCAAAACACAAAA
Sitodiplosis mosellana (orange wheat blossom midge) is the source of this 2542-nucleotide messenger RNA. RefSeq names its product pre-mRNA-splicing factor CWC25 homolog. Bases 393 to 2462 code for a protein of 689 amino acids. The record is from RefSeq and is a predicted model, not a curated record. The transcript is spliced from 3 exons. Gene Ontology annotation, cellular component: U2-type spliceosomal complex. NCBI's taxonomy places the organism in Eukaryota, Metazoa, Arthropoda, Insecta, Diptera, Cecidomyiidae. Gene Ontology annotation, biological process: mRNA splicing, via spliceosome.